Gopherus flavomarginatus (Mexican gopher tortoise) is the source of this 1263-nucleotide messenger RNA. RefSeq names its product small nuclear ribonucleoprotein 13 (gene SNU13). Gene Ontology annotation, biological process: mRNA splicing, via spliceosome; ribosome biogenesis; maturation of SSU-rRNA. The record is from RefSeq and is a predicted model, not a curated record. Gene Ontology annotation, molecular function: RNA binding. Lineage: Eukaryota; Metazoa; Chordata; Testudines; Testudinidae. Gene Ontology annotation, cellular component: small-subunit processome; U4/U6 x U5 tri-snRNP complex; box C/D methylation guide snoRNP complex. The transcript is spliced from 3 exons. The coding region runs from base 124 to 510 and encodes 128 amino acids.
AACCUCAUUUCCGGGCGCGACGCACUUAGAGCGUUUUAGCCUUUUUUCCUCCGUGAAGCUUUCGGGCCGAGAGGAUAGCUCCGCUCCGCGCAGGGAAGAGCUUGGUUCGCCUACAGCGCAGUCAUGACUGAGGCCGAAGUGAACCCCAAAGCUUACCCAUUGGCUGAUGCACAACUCACCAAAACCCUGCUGGACCUUGUACAGCAGUCCUGCAACUACAAACAGCUACGCAAGGGUGCCAAUGAAGCCACUAAAACACUGAACAGAGGAAUAGCAGAAUUCAUUGUGAUGGCUGCAGAUGCUGAGCCCCUAGAGAUCAUCCUGCACCUCCCUCUCUUGUGUGAGGACAAGAAUGUGCCCUAUGUCUUUGUGCGCUCCAAGCAGGCCCUGGGCCGGGCAUGUGGUGUCUCCCGGCCUGUCAUUGCCUGCUCAAUUACCAUCAAGGAAGGGUCACAACUGAAGCCUCAGAUUCAAUCGGUCCAGCAAGCUAUAGAGAGACUGUUGGUCUAAAUCUGCCUAAAACCCAAUAGCUGAAAUCCAUAAUUUAAAAAAAAAAAAAAAAAAAAAAAUUCCGAGUUGGGGAGGGAAUUUAAUGAUAGUUAGACAAUACAAUGGUUUGAUACCAAACCCUUGUUUCAAAAUGCCAGGUGUUUGUUUUACAGUGUCUUGCUCCUAUUAUAUAUUUCAACUCUCCACUGUGGGUCAGUCUAGAUUUUUCUCCUCCCUCUCUCCCUUGCCGGCCUUUCAGAAGACACUCUUGCAAUACUGGUUCUCAAAACUCUGUUGCUCAACAGAAUGAGAGUAUCUCCUCCUGUGUGAUAUAUGCAAAAUAACAUAUUGCCCCGCUUGAGGGCAUGAUUAAGCUAUACUCUCUUUUUCUCCCCCAAUAAUGGAUUAGGUUCCUUCAUUUUGCAGCAAAUUCUUCUGUGAUCAGUUUGACCUGUAACAGACAUGAAUCAUUUAAUGUGUGUGUUCUAGGCGGUUUGGUCCAAUGAGGAAAAUUAAGGUGGAUCUGCAGUGUAAUGGUGUAUAUUCAGCAAUUGCUGCUCUAAGGGAGAGGCAAAUAAAGACAGUGGCAGCUAUGUAGUGUAAGAUACAGGCCAAGAACACGUCAGCAGAUAUCGUGAAACUGGACAAGAGGCCACUGUAUGAGAGGUGUAGAAGGAGGAGAAAUCCUGCUAUAGUGAUAUGGGUGAUAGUUCUAACCUUACUUGUCUUUUUUUAAACUGGUAUUUUUUUUAAAUAAAUCCAUAUAUUCCCAGA